Messenger RNA from Scomber japonicus (chub mackerel), 2338 nucleotides. RefSeq names its product protein kinase X-linked (gene prkx). Gene Ontology annotation, molecular function: ATP binding; protein serine/threonine kinase activity. Gene Ontology annotation, biological process: protein phosphorylation. The transcript has 8 exons. Bases 483 to 1541 code for a protein of 352 amino acids. Lineage: Eukaryota; Metazoa; Chordata; Actinopteri; Scombriformes; Scombridae. The record is from RefSeq and is a predicted model, not a curated record.
UGCUGCUGGAGCUGAGUAAAUAAUGGGGAAACUCAGUAAAUUUGAGGCAGAAAAGCAACGAGAUUCGUCGACUUAGCGAGGCUAUAAAACUCUCCUGUGUCUCAGGCUAACAGCCGUUCAUCCCGGAGCUUCUCUGAUGCCGAUUCCCGUUCAUACCGGCAGUGUUUUGGUGCAUCCCUAUGGACGUUAACGCUAGCUGCUAACCCGAAGUCGCUAGCACCACAGUGCACCUGUCACGGGCUGCUUUGUCUCUUUCAUAUCAGUGGUUCACUUUUCUAUUAUCUAUUAGUUCAUAUAAACAUUAUCUACUUUUACCGGUUAGUUUCACCAGCGUGGAAGCUGUUACUGUCUCUGAAAACAAAGCCAGACAAAGAGGAUGGACUGACAGCAACUCUGCGUCUAGAGAUGUAUGAUAGGAGUUGUGUUUGCGUCCCACUGGAUAUUUCUAAACCCAAACAGUAAAGUAGUCUCUAAAAUACACAAUGGCGUCCUCCAAAGCAAAGGUUGGAGUCAACAAUGAGACCAACUCCCUGAAAGACAGUAAAAGCAACGCCGGCAGUUCAGCUGGGGAAGCAUCACCAAAUAACCGGAUAUAUUGCCUUGAUGAGCUGGAGACCAUCGCUACAGUGGGCACAGGGACUUUUGGCCGAGUCUUCCUGGUCAAGGACAAGAAGAGCAGAGCCUUCUUCGCCCUGAAGCAGAUGAAGAUACCAGACGUGAUCCGACUCAAGCAGGAACAGCACGUCCACAAUGAGAAGGAGGUGCUGACAGAGGUCAACCACCCAUUCCUCAUCCGACUGUUUUGGACCCACCAUGACGAACGCUUCCUCUACAUGCUGAUGGACUACGUGCCCGGCGGUGAGCUGUUCAGCUACCUGCGCAGCCGCGGCCGCUUCAGCAACACCACGGGCCUCUUCUAUACCUCUGAGAUCGUUUGUGCCAUCGAGUACCUCCACUCCAAAGAAAUUGUCUACCGUGACCUGAAGCCAGAGAACAUCCUGCUGGACAGUGAAGGACACAUCCGCCUGACCGACUUCGGCUUUGCUAAGAAGCUUUCUGACAGGACUUGGACUCUGUGCGGCACUCCUGAGUACCUGGCUCCUGAAGUCAUCCAAAGCAAAGGUCAUGGUCGAGCAGUGGACUGGUGGGCUCUGGGUAUCCUGGUCUUUGAGAUGCUGGCUGGGUACCCACCUUUCUUUGAUGACAAUCCGUUUGGAAUCUACCAGAAGAUCCUGGCUGGAAAACUGGAAUUCCCACGCCAUCUGGAUUUCCAUGUCAAAGACCUCAUCAAGAAAUUUCUGGUCAUUGACCGAGCCAGACGGCUAGGCAACAUGAAGAAUGGAGCAGACGAUGUGAAAAAGCACCGGUGGUUCAAGACCAUUGACUGGGAUGCAGUUCCUCUGAGGAAACUGAAGCCACCUAUACUUCCUAAAGUCUCUCAUGAGGGCGACACCUCCAACUUUGAUGUUUACCCAGAGGACGACUGGAAGAAAGAUCCUCCCGUUCCUCAGAAGGACUUAGAGAUCUUCAAGAACUUCUGAUCACUCAGCCUGGCUUAUUUAUUAACAUUAUAAUAUCCUGAGAUUUGACAGACAUACGUAUAAUAAGGUGACACUACUGUUCCAGGUACCCAUCAUAGAGAAAACGGCUAUUUAUCAAAGCAGGGAUCUCACAUUUUAGUUGUUUAAUAAAACAGCCCCCCCCCAACCCCCCAUCUUCAAAGACAAACUCCAAAUGAUUGAUGCUUUUUAUAUAUAUUUUUUUUCAUCCCUGCUUUUUCUCUGAGCCUGCUCAUAUGCAAAAAAAAAAGAAAAAAAAAAGUGGUUCCUUUAAAAAACCAAAAGACUGUUACUUUCUAGGUUUGAAAAAGAGAAUUAAUCAGGUCUUUUUUUUAUAUCAUGUUUUAUAUUUUAUCUCUUUUUUAAAUGUUCAUGUUGGUCAUAUUUAAAUGUGACUGUAGACUUUAUCCUGACUGGUGCUGUAACUGUCAGUUGUUAUGAGUGUGGGCUAUUUAGACUUGUGUGUACAGUGAGAGUGAGUCAGACACUUUAUUUGAGCAUUAGUGACCAGUAGCACUUGUAAUAAGGUGCCUUACAUCACAGUUUGAUGGGCAUGAUGUCGCAAAUUAUACAAAAGUUCACUUGAAAUUGUGCUUUUUUUUCUCCACCGUCAGCGUGGAAGUGGAAUCAUGUGACUGUUUUUUCUUCUUCCAGCAGUCAUUUCCUGCCUCAGCAGCUUUAUUCACAGCCAAAGUACUUUGUUAUUAUCAUACAGUCACAUCUGGUCUGCAAAGUUUCCCAUGACACCCGGCUCACUUCACUCAUCAUCAUCAUCAUCA